Molecule: messenger RNA, 921 nt
Organism: Cooperia oncophora
Lineage: Eukaryota; Metazoa; Nematoda; Chromadorea; Rhabditida; Trichostrongylidae
Source: the annotation of a GenBank genome assembly
AUGCGAAUCACGCUACAAUUUAUGUUACCAUACGUUGCUUACAAAUACGUAAAAAAUAAACGAGAAGCUUCCAAACGUGAGAUGGACUCGACUCUUGAAUCGCUGACCUCGAAUUUGUCACGCUCCAUGAUCCCGGAUCAGGUUGUUCUUCGUAUAUCUGGAGUGUCAACGAAAGCGACUGAUGAUUCAGCUGAGUACAUUCCUGGUGUUUUGACUGUUGUUGAGAAGGCUGUUGGUGUAUUCAUCGAAUGGGCGCCUUGCGAAGAAAAUGGUAUAACCUACGGUCCAGACACAUCUGGAUGGGUUCUAGCUGAAGAUGGUGGAGAGACUAGGACUCUUCAUUCACCAUCGAAUAGUCCGGAGAGAGUGAGUGGUGAAUUGAUGAACAGACUCGCUUUUUCCAUGGAUGUGAAUGAUUUGAGUAGUUUCAGAAGCAUUGAGCCCAAGAAAGGGCAAGGUCAUCCAUAUAUUCGUUUGAUUUGUAAGGAUGGAAGUAGCUACACUCCAUUGUAUUUCACUGCGGAAUCAACUGUGGGCUUUGUCGAUGUUCUUCAGAGAUACAUAACAUUACGAAGGUCGGCUCGUGAGCCAAAUCUAGUCCUAGUUGUGGACGGAAAGACAGAAGCGCUUGCCCAGAGUGUGAUCGCUCUCGGACAGAAUGAUGAUGUGCUGUCGCGUUUCAUGAAGAACCCCUAUGCAGCCGCUCUGACAGGAUUCGGAAAGAUAACUUCUUUUAUGCAAGAACAGAUGAUUCCUGCUCUUCUCGAUUCGGAUGAAGUGAGUCAGGAGGAGCAGAUACGUGCUAUGCGCGAGCUUUACCAACGAGAAGAUGAUGCGUCGAAACUUCGGUACGUCAUGUGUUGUCAGUCAGGCCCUAUUUUUCCCUUUUCAGUGUUCGGGCUAGAUUUUUAUCGGGUUUAA